AUGAAGUUUGUCGCUGUUAUCGUGGUGGCUUCAGCGAUUGGUGCCCAGUGUGCUUCUUCCACCUCGGCCAGCUUAACUGCUUCAUCGUCUGUUGCAGGAGCAACUGGACAAACCGGUAGAGCAACUACCACAAGUGCUGCCACGGGGAGGGAAGCUUCAAAGGCGACUUCCUCCACGGUUGCCACAACAACUGCAAAGAAAGCAGGCGCAGAAGCGAAGGCAGCUAUUCCUGGAUCUGCUUUGGCGGUUCUCCUAGUCAUGGGCGCGUGUGUUGCUUAA
Messenger RNA from Pochonia chlamydosporia 170, 279 nucleotides. RefSeq lists its product as hypothetical. The record is from RefSeq and is a predicted model, not a curated record. Lineage: Eukaryota; Fungi; Ascomycota; Sordariomycetes; Hypocreales; Clavicipitaceae. The transcript has 2 exons. The coding region runs from base 1 to 279 and encodes 92 amino acids.